UUGAACUAAAUCGAUGACGUGUUUGUCGGGGUCCUUCUGGACUUCCUGGUGUGCGUAAACAGAUGACAAGUUGAGUCGCCUCGCUUGAAAAAUGUCUAAAGUAACGUUUAAAAUUACGCUAACGUCGGACCCACGGCUCCCUUUCAAAGUAUUAAGCGUUCCAGAGAGCACGCCGUUCACAGCAGUUUUGAAGUUCGCCGCCGAGGAGUUCAAAGUCCCAUCAGCCACCAGCGCCAUCAUCACCAAUGAUGGAAUAGGAAUCAACCCUGCACAAACAGCAGGCAAUGUGUUCCUGAAGCACGGCUCGGAGCUGCGCAUCAUCCCCAGAGACCGAGUGGGAGGACGAGGAGACCGACGCCGCUCGUCUCCGCCGAGGAGACCCUGACCAGACCUCUCCUCGUGCCCUAUUUAUGUACUGCUCUCCCGUGUGUGUGUUUGUGUGUACAUCUACACUCAUCAUGGCACGCCUGAUGCUGCCCGCUGGGCGUUCCUCAGUAAGUGUAUGUCAACAUCUUCAUUCUUAAUCUUCAUGAAUGACAAUAAAACGCCACUCACAUAA
Hippocampus zosterae (dwarf seahorse) is the source of this 559-nucleotide messenger RNA. Its product is annotated as ubiquitin-fold modifier 1. The record is from RefSeq and is a predicted model, not a curated record. Lineage: Eukaryota; Metazoa; Chordata; Actinopteri; Syngnathiformes; Syngnathidae. The coding region runs from base 92 to 385 and encodes 97 amino acids. The transcript is spliced from 7 exons. Gene Ontology annotation, cellular component: cytoplasm; nucleus. Gene Ontology annotation, biological process: protein K69-linked ufmylation.